CCGAGGCCUCAGCUAACCCUGCCAAGUCCCUCCCUCUGGAGCAGCGACUGAUGAGAUUCAGAAGCCAAUACUCAGAAGAGAAUCAAAACUCCAAUAUUACUCUUAUAAUGUGACAUAUACCACGUGACUACUUCGCGCCGCUAAUUUAGCGUCCUGCAGCGCCCGGAUUUCUUCAGAAGGAGGUAAUUGGGGGGUCAGGAAGGUCCGGAAAGCAUAGUGCAAAAUCAUGGAGAACUGGGAGGAAGAGCUGGCCAAUCCAGGAAGCAGCAGCACGGCAAAUAAUGAUGAUGAAGGCAGCUCCUGGGACAAUGGAGGAGGCAAUAAAGGCAAAGACAUCACUGACAGCUCUUGGAACAGUGGGGGAGGGAGGUUUGGAGGAAGAGACGGGUGUAGAGAUGAAGGGGGCUGCUUUGGUGGGUUUCGAGGGCGUGGCAACGUUUCAAGGGGAAGCGGGUUAAGGAGUUCCGCAGAUGAUGAAAGCAGCUCCUGGAACAGUGGAGGAGAUUGUUUUGGAGAGGCCAAUGGGGAUGGAGAUAAUGAAGGCAGCUCCUGGGACAAGGGCGGUGGUGGUUCUGGACGCAAUAGACGCAGGGAUGAUGAAGGCAGCUCCUGGGACAAUGGAGGCGGGGGUUUUGGAGGACGCAAUAGAAGCAGAGAUUAUGAUGGCAAUGGAAAUCCUGAAGGUAUCUACAACAAUGGCUCCUGGAACACUGGCGGGGGUGGCUUCAGAGCGAGAGGUGGUGGACGAGGUGGAAGGGGUACGCAGGGAGGAGGCAGAGGGUACUCAUACUCUUCAGGGAACGACGAUGAUGGAAACGAUGGGUUCGGUGGCAGUGUCGGAGGAAGAGGUGGCCGUCCUGGGGGCUUCAGUCAGGACCGUGAUGACCGAGGUGGCGGGGGAGGAAGAAGAGGGGGUCGAAGAGGAGGAUUUGGUGGUGGUGGAGGUUAUAGAGGUCGAGAUGAAGAGGUUUUCUCAAGAGGUCAAUCUUUUAAUUCUGGCCAGAAGGGUGAAGCAGAGGAUGGCGGUCCGAAGGUCAUUUAUGUCCCCCCUCCACCCCCUGAAGAAGAGGACUCCAUUUUCGCUCACUACGAGACGGGGAUCAACUUCGACAAGUACGAUGAGAUCUUAGUGGACGUCAGUGGCAGCAACCCUCCUCAGGCUGUCGUGACGUUCGAAGAGGCGGGGCUGUGCGAAACCCUGGCCAGGAACGUGAGCCGGUCGGGCUACGUGAAGCCCACCCCGGUCCAGAAACACGGCAUCCCCAUCAUCAGAGCGGGUCGUGACCUGAUGGCGUGCGCUCAGACCGGCUCUGGGAAAACGGCUGCCUUCCUGCUGCCCAUCCUGCACCAGCUGAUGGCGGGCGGGGCGGCUGCCAGCCGCUUCAGCGAGGUCCAGCAGCCCGAGGCCAUCAUCGUGGCCCCCACCCGGGAGCUCAUCAACCAGAUCUACCUGGAGGCCCGGAAGUUUGCCUUCGGAACGUGUGUGCGCCCGGUGGUGGUGUAUGGUGGCAUCAGCACAGGCUACACCAUACGAGAGGUGCUGAAGGGGUGCAACGUGCUGUGUGGGACGCCGGGCAGAUUGCUGGACAUUAUCGGACGAGGAAAGAUUGCCUUGAGUAAGCUGAGGUACCUGGUUCUGGACGAGGCUGACCGGAUGCUGGAUAUGGGCUUUGAGCCGGACAUGCGGAGGCUGGUGGGCUCUCCUGGCAUGCCCUCCAAAGAGAACCGCCAGACACUUAUGUUUAGCGCCACCUACCCUGAAGACAUCCAGAGGUUGGCUGCCGACUUCCUGAAAACUGACUACCUCUUCCUGGCCGUGGGUCAGGUGGGCGGAGCCUGCAGUGAUGUGGAGCAGAUUGUGUAUGAGGUCACCCAGUAUUCUAAACGCGACAAGUUGGUGGAGCUUCUGCAAUCAACUGGUAUGGAACGUACAAUGGUAUUUGUAGAGACGAAAAGGAAAGCUGAUUUUAUUGCUACGUUUCUCUGUCAGGAGAACAUAUCUACCACCAGCAUCCAUGGCGACCGGGAGCAGCGGGAGCGGGAGCAGGCUCUGGGGGACUUCCGCACGGGCAGGUGCCCCGUCCUGGUGGCCACGUCGGUAGCGGCCCGCGGGCUGGACGUGGAGCACGUGCAGCACGUGGUGAACUACGACCUCCCGUCCGCCGCCGACGAGUACGUGCACCGCAUCGGCAGGACCGGCCGCUGCGGCAACACGGGGCGCGCCGUGUCCUUCUUCGACCCCGCCGCCGACACCCCGCUGGCACGCUCCCUCGUCAAAGUCCUCUCAGGGGCCCAACAGGAAGUUCCUUCUUGGCUGGAGGAAAUUGCGUUUAGUGCCCACGGCACCACUGGAUUCAACCCGCGCGGGAAGGUGUUCGCAUCCAUGGACACCCGCAAAAGGGACCCACAGCCUGCGUUCGAGUGCAACGCCGAAGGCGGAGAGUCGUGGGACUGAGUUAUUCCCUGAGCCACCAAACUCUGCCUUCAGGUGUUUUUAUACAAAGGUUUUUUUCUUUCUUUUUUUUUUUUCUUUUCUUUCUCCCCCCAUGUUUCACUUGCUCAUUGUCUGAACCUGACGAGACAGACUUUAUUUCUUUUUCUUUUUGGCGUCUUUCCUGGUUUAUAACAUGAUGCAUUGAAUAGCACUGGGUCAGCAGUACACCAGUUUGGGUCAAAUUGUAUUCUACAAAGCAAGCUGUGGGACCUGCAGGCCUGUAAGUGAGGGUUAAUGAGCUUGUGUAAUAGAUGUUAGUCUGAUUUGGAUAUGCAUUUGCCAUUUCUGUCCCUUGGUCUUGGAACGGUGUGAAUCAUCACAUUACGCCACAAAUGACUUUGUAAUGGGGAAUACUUUGUGUGUCUAUGGUAGUACCUCAGAGAACCAAAUACAUCUGAAAUUUAUCAGUGGCUGUCAUAUAAAGUGCAAAUUACUAACAAUAUUUGGCCUGUCCUUUGUCAAAAAUGGUAGGUUUCUCUUUAGCAACAGCCGGUCAGCUCACUCCCUUGUGUAAUUCUGAUAAUUUCUAGUUUAUUCUCAAUGAAUAGUUACUCAUUUGUGUUUUGCAGUCGUCAUUUUGUAUGAAUGCAAUACUUCCUGCUCUAUCCCCUGUUCAGUUCACCUGAGGUUUGGAUCUCUGAGGUUCUACUGUACUUUUUUGUCUAAUUACUUUGUUUAUGCAGAAUAAAGCAGUACUUGAAGUACUUGAAGUUUGUUUCUGCAAAUAAUGCAGAAAAUGUAGCUUGAUGGAGAGUAUUUAAUUCCUGUGCUGUGUGCAUUGUAGAUCUGACCUAAUGUUCAGAUUGUAUUACUUGGCCCAUAGAAGAUGUUUUGUGGAA
This is a messenger RNA of Conger conger (European conger), 3333 nucleotides long. Its product is annotated as ATP-dependent RNA helicase DDX4-like. Bases 227 to 2455 code for a protein of 742 amino acids. The record is from RefSeq and is a predicted model, not a curated record. Gene Ontology annotation, molecular function: RNA helicase activity; ATP binding; RNA binding. The transcript is spliced from 29 exons. Gene Ontology annotation, biological process: cell differentiation; gamete generation. Lineage: Eukaryota; Metazoa; Chordata; Actinopteri; Anguilliformes; Congridae. Gene Ontology annotation, cellular component: P granule; nucleus.